Scomber scombrus (Atlantic mackerel) is the source of this 499-nucleotide messenger RNA. RefSeq names its product centromere protein S (gene cenps). The transcript is spliced from 5 exons. Gene Ontology annotation, molecular function: protein heterodimerization activity; chromatin binding. Gene Ontology annotation, cellular component: Fanconi anaemia nuclear complex; FANCM-MHF complex. The record is from RefSeq and is a predicted model, not a curated record. Gene Ontology annotation, biological process: replication fork processing; resolution of meiotic recombination intermediates. The coding region runs from base 109 to 474 and encodes 121 amino acids. Lineage: Eukaryota; Metazoa; Chordata; Actinopteri; Scombriformes; Scombridae.
AACAACUUGAAUUAACUGAAUGCUGUUUUUUUGUCAUGUCGUGAUUUUGUGAGGAUUUAAAAAAGGAUUUGUUCUUCUGGUUGGUGAAAAGUUAACCCAUAAGAAAAAAUGUCAACUGACAAAGACGAAAACCAUCAGAGGUUAAAGGCAGCAGUGCAUUAUACCGUGGGUCGCCUGUGUCAGAAAAUCGGAGAGGAGCACCGGAGAGAGUUCAGUCGACAGGCCAUAGCUGCAAUAGCUGAAACAACAUUCAGACAAUGUGAUACAUUUGCUAAAGACUUGGAGGCAUUUGCAAGGCAUGGUAAAAGAAGCACAGUGUCUGCUGAAGAUGUAAAGCUUGCAGCCCGUCGCAGUACUGCAUUGUCCAUCUACAUACAAAAGAAGAGUGAAGAAUUCAACCAGGAGCAGAGGGAUUUGAAAAAGAAUACUGGGAAGAGGAAGAGCAGAGACACUGAGGAGGAGAGCAGAGAAUAAGGACAAGACACAGGAGGGCCUGUAG